AAGGGCAGAGAGACAUCACUUCAUGAUGAAGUUGCUUUGCGGUUUUACCUUGUUACUAGCAGUUGCUGUUGCCUAUUACAUCUACAUCCCAUUGCCCAAGGAAAUCCCAGAACAAUGGAAACUGAUGGUGUUGGAUGCCAUAUUUCGAGGAGUUGUGAGUAUGGGAGAUGUUGCUCACUCACUAGGCUUGAGCCAUAGUGUCCACGUCAUCAACUCCGCCAUAGUCAAUUUCGAGAGUUUGGUGCCGAUCACAAACCAAGAGAUCCAGGCUGAAGAUAUCCUGUUUGAUGGGGUACAUGUGCGUGUAUACCACCCUCCUGGGCGGGAAGAAAAGCUGAGGAGAGCAGUUAUGUUCAUUCACGGAGGUGGAUGGGUCUUGGGUGCUCCAAAGUUGGGGUCAUAUGACAGUCUCUGCAGACAGAUGGCGGCUGAUCUGGACGCAGUGGUUGUGACGGUGGAUUAUCGCAUGGCUCCUGAUGUGCACUUCCCAGUGCAGUAUGAGGAGUGUGUGCAGGCCGCUAAACACUUCCUGAAGCCUGAAGUGCUGGCGAAGUACUCGGUCGAUCCUGAGAGAGUGGCAGUGUGUGGAGACAGUGCUGGAGGGAACCUGGCCACUGCAGUGGCUCAGCGGAUUGGAAUAGACAACAGUACUUCUGUGAAAUUCAAACUGCAGGUCUUGAUUUACCCAGUGCUCCAGGCGCUAGACUUCAACACAGCUUCCUAUCAGCAAAACCACAAUGUUCCAAUCCUCUAUCGCAGGCUAAUGGCCCGUUUUUGGUUGGAGUACUUAGACGCCGACCCUGACAUCGUGCACUCCAUUAUGAUGAACAAACACACCGCCCAAGACCAAAGCAUGCUGUCCUUACAUCGUACAAAGCUGAACUGGACUAAUCUCCUCCCCAAACGAGUGAUAAAACAUUAUAAGCCUGUUUUUCCGCUGACUGGCUCUCCUAGUAUCUUAAAGGAUGUACCAGCCUUAUUGGAUUCCAGAGCUGCUCCCUUACUGGCGAGCGACGAGGUUUUGCGUAUGGUGCCACGUGCUUACAUUCUUACCGGUGAGCAUGAUGUUUUGAGGGAUGAUGGGAUGAUGUAUGCCCGCAGACUGGAGCUGGCAGGGGUCUCUGUCACUAAUGACCAUUACGAAGAUGGUUUCCAUGGCUGUGUGAGCUUUGCUUUCUGGCCCUUACACUUCUCUGUGGGAAUAAGGGCAGUGCGCAAUUAUAUUGCUUGGCUUGACGAACAUUUGUAAGUAGCUGACAUGUAAGACGACAUACAUCUAAAAUGCGUCUAUUAUUAGAGAUUUCCAGAUUGUGAUGCAUUAUUUUGCAGCAUGACUGAUGAUUUAUAUUGUAAAUCAAGAAACUGAUACCGUCUUUCAAAUAACGACUAACACAUUUAAGCAUUUUUUUAAAACUAAUGUACUAAGAACCAAAUGACAAAGGAAUUUCUCUUGGAUAUAUCUAUACAUACUGACAUGAUUAAUAUCAGGUGCACAGAAUAUUUAAGUAUUCAAAUUAUACUUACAUUUCGUCUUUACUACCACCUACUGCACUCCCCAAACAGGUCAUAUUAUCAGCAUACAUUUCAUAACAUCUGUGCUAGACUUUCACUCCAAAGACCUGCAAUUAAAUGAGUUAUAUUUUUACUGUGAAACAUUGAGUGAAUAAAAGUAUGAACAUUGUAUUGAAGCUGCAAUAAAAUAAAAGCACAUUAUGGAAUAUUUA
Messenger RNA from Pimephales promelas (fathead minnow), 1724 nucleotides. Lineage: Eukaryota; Metazoa; Chordata; Actinopteri; Cypriniformes; Leuciscidae. The record is from RefSeq and is a predicted model, not a curated record.